Molecule: messenger RNA, 1628 nt
Organism: Ictalurus furcatus (blue catfish)
Lineage: Eukaryota; Metazoa; Chordata; Actinopteri; Siluriformes; Ictaluridae
Gene: il22
Product: interleukin 22
Exons: 5
Coding region: 340-873 (177 amino acids)
Cellular component (GO): extracellular region
Source: RefSeq, a predicted model, not a curated record
GGCAAUAAAUACCACGAAUAAUAGGACGUUUGGCAACCUGCACGUUUCAGGAACUCUGUCCAGCACAAUGUGCGAAUUUCCUAACCAAUUAACCUGAGUCAGAGGUGCUGAUAGAUGCACAUUAUGCACAUGAGCAGGUGCGGAAUCGCCCAAAUCAGAGAAAUGAUAUCACACCGCAGUGACGUUGGGAUAAGAUCUAGGCCAGAGCGUGGGCUAUAUAAACAACUAGGUUAUGCAAGUUACCACAAGCAGCGCGAAGCUGAAAAGGGACGGUGGAGAUUGUUGUUCAUUUGAUCUGAUCUGUAAGAGUGCUCACGAGUGAUCCGAGUUUUGAGCAAGAUGAAUUGCGCUGUACUUGCUGUGCUGGUGGUGUUGUGCUGCUGCUGCGCUCUGAGCGUGGAUGCCCGACCUGCGCGUUUACGCUCGCGCCCUUUGGACAACCCUGACACCUGGAACAACGUCAUGGUCAUGGCCAAGCACGCGCAAGCGCAAGACCGAGACCAUGAGACUCGCCUGAUCCCGGUGAUUUCGAGCGACAAAUUAAAAGACGGGGAUGUUUGCUGCGCCAACGUCAAGAUCCUCGAUUACUACCUCAGGCACAUUUUGGACGGUAAGGCGCAUGAAGGUCGGGAGGACAACUAUCCGCGCAUACAUCUGGUGAAGCCUGAUUUGAACAGAGUGGCUAGAGACCUGGAACCACACUGUAACGCCAAGCAGAUUGACUUGGAGCACUUGCAAACUUUCAAGCAGAACCUCAACAGAGCCGGAGAGAUGUACAAGAAUAACACCAAAGCGCAGAACAAGGCAAUUGGGGAGACUGAUAUUCUCUUCCAUUACCUGUACGAGUCCUGCAGUGCCACCAGCACAUCCUAGAACUGUGCAAGAGCCACUGCAAUGUGUUGUCAGGAAAAAGGGGUAUUAAACUGUAUGUACCUUUUCUUGUUGCUGAAGUAAUACACGUAAGGGUGGUGUGUAUUUUUCACCUAGAAAUGUGCCUUUACUCUAAAAGGUUAAUUAUAGUCAAAUUAUGUACCUUAAAACUUUUUUAUAUUAUUUAAAAAGCUAUGCUAUAUUCACAGGUGAAAGGUACAAAAUGUAAAGGUACAAACGAUUUAUCCUUACGGGUACCACUGCAUCGGCAAGGAAAGAAAAGGUUUAGUACUAUUCUUUUUUAUGAGUGUGCCAAUGACUGAUGGAAAUACGCCUAUUUUUAUUUUAUUUUUAUUUUUUUUUACCAUGAAAAGUGUUUUUGAAAUAUUUCAUAUUAAGAACAUUAUUUAUUAUUAUGUUUUAUUUAUUAGCUUUAUUUAUUCAGCAUUAUGUGAUGACGAUAAAUUAUUGAAUUUUUUAUUGAUAGUAUAGGCUUCACAUAGUGUGUCAACUGGGUCUUUGUGACUUAAAGCCACACAAGUGGACACCAGCAUAACUGACUUGGAAUGUACCUCCAAUGCCAGAGUAAAAUAAUGUAAAUGCAUCGUAAAAGCAUUCCUACUAUGUACUUUUUGGUUUUUUUUUACUUUUCACAAUUAGAAAAAAAAUGAAAUUAUUUAACAAAGAGUUAUAAAUUGUUGGUAUGCCUGUUUUCUACAUAAUCAUUUGCAUAUUCACAAUAAAAGCUUUAAAAACUA